Messenger RNA from Staurois parvus, 348 nucleotides. Lineage: Eukaryota; Metazoa; Chordata; Amphibia; Anura; Ranidae. The record is from the annotation of a GenBank genome assembly.
CUAGGGUGCCAAUAUGUAAAAAAAAAAACAAAUAAUUAUAGAAAAAUAAAAAAGUUUAAAUUUUGGCCAAGAUUUAUGAUGAAAUACUAUUUAUUUGCAAAAUGUUAUAAGAAAAACACUUUUUUUCAAAAUGUUUGUACAUUUUCAUUAACAUAGCAAAAAAAAAUUAAAUCCCAGUGGCGAAUAAAUACCACCAAAAUAAAGCUUUAUCUGUCUCAAAAAAAUGCUAAAAAAUUAAUAUGGGUACACUGUUGCAUGACCGCGCAAUUGUCAUUCAAAAUGUGAUAGCACUGAAAGCUGAAAAUGGGCCUGAACAGGAAGGGGGGGAAAGUGUACGGACUGGAAGUG